UGGGAGGAGCUAGUCGCGUGGUUCCGGUGAUCGUAGCGGUGGCGAAAGGGAGGCGGCCUGUCUGACAGCCUUCCACUGCCCGCGAGACUGUAUUGGUAACACCAGGGUGGACGCAUUCUUUUGGAGCUGGAGGAGGUUCUGCACUUUGAUCCCCCAUUUCAGCGCUUUGGUUCCUCCCACCCGGCAGUCUUUGGGGGACGUUGGUCCGUCUGCCUCUAGGUUCGUCUGCUACCCGCUAUGCCAUUGCCCGUGGCGCUGCAGACCCGCUUGGCCAAGAGAGGCAUCCUCAAACAUCUGGAGCCUGAGCCAGAGGAAGAGAUCAUUGCUGAGGACUAUGAUGAUGAUCCUGUGGACUAUGAGGCCACCCGGUUGGAAGGCCUGCCACCAAGCUGGUACAAGGUGUUUGACCCUUCCUGCGGGCUCCCUUACUACUGGAAUGUGGACACAGACCUCGUGUCCUGGCUCUCCCCACAUGACCCCAACUCUGUCGUUACCAAGUCUGCCAAGAAGCUCAGGAGCAGUAAUGUAGAUGCUGAGGAGAAGACUGACCGGAACCACGAAAAGUUGGACCGGGGUCAUGACAAGUCGGACCGAGGCCACGAUAAGUCAGACCGGAGCCAUGACAAGUCAGACCGAGGCCAGGACAAGUUGGACAGAGACCGAGAGCGUGGCUAUGACAAGGUUGACAGAGAGAGAGAGCGGGACAGAGAUCGGGACCGGGACCGCGGGUAUGACAAGGCAGACCGAGAAGAGGCCAAAGAACGGCGUCACCACCGCCGGGAGGAGCUGGCUCCCUAUCCCAAGAGCAAGAAGGUGGCAAGCCGAAAGGAUGAAGAGUUAGAUCCCAUGGACCCCAGCUCAUACUCGGAUGCACCCCGGGGCACGUGGUCAACAGGGCUCCCCAAGCGGAACGAGGCCAAGACAGGUGCAGACACAACCGCAGCCGGGCCCCUCUUCCAGCAGCGCCCAUACCCAUCCCCAGGGGCUGUGCUCCGGGCCAAUGCUGAGGCCUCCCGAACCAAGCAGCAGGACUGAACCUUCGCCCUCACAGCCCCGGCUCUGGGGUUUUUAAUAAAAGCUUUUCUGUGGAUCAUGCCUCUGAGGCCUGAGUGCUUCCUUCCCUCUGUCUCUUGAGGCUUCCCAACCCAAGCCAGCAAGAUGCAAAACACAUUUUAUUUGCAAAACUCACCUAAGAAAUAGCAUGGGGGUGGCAAGGACAUGAGGAUGGCAGGGCUGGAGGCUGAGGAAGUGCCUCUCCAUAUCCUCAUAACAAGAGAAAAGUUAGUCAUGCCAGCUCUGCUUAGGGGCAGAGGUUGGUGGAGACAGGGAGUUUGGUGUCUACCUCACCCCAUCCCUAAUACUGAUCAGAGUUUGGCCCCAGCUGGGCCAGGGCAAGAAAGGAGAAUGAGACCAGGCCAACGUCUUCAAUCCCAGCAGCUACGAACCCUUCACCUUGGUGAGCAACCUGUGGUGGGAAUGGGAAGGAAAGAAAAACACAGAAAGCUGGGAUGGGCUGGCAGGUGGGUUUCCUGAGCAAGCGAAGGGCAACAGCAGUGGGGCUGACACCCCUGGGUUAGUAACAGCGCCUACGCGGAGAGUGCGGGUCCCUGGAUCAGAAAGCUGCACGUGGACUAAAUAAAUACAACAUCUUUAUUUGGCAUUGCGUAUCCUGACAUUUGUUCAUUACAGUUCCUUAGAAAACAAACCAAAAAAUCAGAACAAAUUAAUCAAAAAUAAAGAUCCAAUAGCUCUAUUUACAAACAGCAAAGAACCCAGGCAUCUCCCAGGCGCGCGUGCGCGCACACACACGCGUGCGUGCACACACUGGCAUAGAGUUAAGAGGUUAAUAAGCUUUGGGGAAUGCAGGGGGCAGGUUCCACAUUUCAUCAAUUCUAAGACCCCCCCCAUACACACACACACACACACACACACACACACACACAAACAA
This is a messenger RNA of Loxodonta africana (African savanna elephant), 1948 nucleotides long. RefSeq names its product polyglutamine binding protein 1 (gene PQBP1). The coding region runs from base 238 to 1035 and encodes 265 amino acids. The transcript has 7 exons. NCBI's taxonomy places the organism in Eukaryota, Metazoa, Chordata, Mammalia, Proboscidea, Elephantidae. Gene Ontology annotation, molecular function: lipid binding; protein binding. The record is from RefSeq and is a predicted model, not a curated record. Gene Ontology annotation, cellular component: plasma membrane; cytosol.